Molecule: messenger RNA, 3289 nt
Organism: Saccostrea echinata
Lineage: Eukaryota; Metazoa; Mollusca; Bivalvia; Ostreida; Ostreidae
Product: toll-like receptor 4
Exons: 1
Coding region: 16-2586 (856 amino acids)
Biological process (GO): immune response; toll-like receptor signaling pathway
Cellular component (GO): membrane
Molecular function (GO): transmembrane signaling receptor activity; protein binding
Source: RefSeq, a predicted model, not a curated record
UUGGCAGCUAUAACUAUGGCGAAUAGCAGGAUACGAAUUCUCAUUUGUUUUUCUGUGACUAUGUUAAUAGACUUCUUUCAAAGUAAUGCAGGGGAGACUACAUCUUGUUGGUUUGGUAGCGUUGAGUGUGAUUGUUUUUUAUACGAAAAGGGAAUCCGUGUGAAUUGUUCGAAACGGAAUCUUUAUGUAAUACCAAAUAUGAACGACAGCAUAACGUGGUUAGACCUCAGUAACAAUAAAAUCAUGACUAUUACAUCGAAGAGUACAAAACUGCCAGAAAGAUUAUUAUCUCUCGACUUAUCUGGUAAUAACUUAAAAACUGUGAAUGGAAAUCCGUUCGAGCAUUUAACAAGACUUCAGUCUCUGAAUCUAGAGGGAAAUCAGCUGAAUUGUUCAAAUUUCGAGAAACUGUUUAGAAGACUGUUGUCCUUAGAAGUGCUGAACAUAAAAGGAAACAGCGGUAAUAAAACAGGCAUAGCUUUUCCAGGAGAUUGUUUUACAAAUUUAUAUUCUCUUUCAAUUUUAAAAAUGAAUGGGAUACCAAGCACUAAAUUUGGAAAAAGUUUCUUGCAUUUAAAUAAGCUUAAAUUUUUAGAUAUGUCGGGGACUGUAGGAAUAUGUAAUCUCGAGUAUAUUGAUUCGCAAAUGUUCGCAAAUUUUCCAUUCCUUGAGGUUUUGGACCUUUCCCACUGCAAUGUAAAGGAUAUCGAUAAGGGAUCAUUCAGCAACAUACCAAAAUUACAACAUCUUAAUAUUUCCUACAAUCGCCAGCUAGGUUUUGCAUCCCUGCCCAAUAUAACAUAUAAUUUGAACAAAACUAAGCUAAAAUCUCUGAGUAUUAAUGGAGUCAAUUGUCGAGCCGGAGUUGGAACAGGAAUAAAAUGUUUUCAUCUUCUUUCUCUCAAAGACACUAACCUCACAGAAUUAUAUAUAGCCAGUAACCGAUUGGAAUAUUUUGCUCCAGGAGUCUUACGAAAUCUUCCAAAAACUUUAGAGAUAUUAUCGGUGGCCGAAAACAAAUUGACAACUGGGCUGUAUUAUCUAGAAUUUAGCACUUUAGAAAAUUUGCGAGUAUACAACUUGAGCUUUCAGAAGUAUCCACCAACGUUUCCUGAAGGAAUUAUAAGUGAUUGUAGAGAAAAGACUGAAUUGUGUAAUGAUGCUGAUUUUAGUUGUCAAGAAGUUACAAAACAACAAACUUCUAAAAACAUUGACACUAGUACGAACGUGACUUAUUUUUUUCCAAGAAAUCUAGAAGAAAUAUAUGCUUACUCUAGUAGACUUUAUGUACAGGUUAGAAAAACUUUAAUUUCUGCACCGAAUCUCCGGAUUGUUAAUUUACGGAAUAACUUUGUGAACUCUUGGGAAGGUCCUGUUUAUAUUCAACCAACAAAUACCCGGAUGACGUUGGAUUUUUCAAAUAAUUAUUGCUCCCACAUAUCCCCUUCAAUACUUAAAGACGGUGGACAAGUCCAGAAUUUAAAUAUAUCCCACAAUGACAUAGGCCAAGAUCUAGAUAAAGAUGUACAUGGAGAAACAUUUAAGUCUCUUUAUUCACUUGAGAACUUAGACAUUUCGUUCUGUAAAAUUUCCAAACUUUCAAAUCUGCUGGUGAAAAAUUCUUCGAUGCUAAAGUAUUUAAAUGUUAGCAACAACCAGAUAUCAAGAUGGAAUUUAAAAAUUGAUCAUAUGACAAAUUUAUCAUCGAUAGACUUAUCACAAAAUCGGAUAAGAUCUUUUGAUGAAAAAAAUCGCAAACAUUUGGAGAAUGCCUUUCGGAAAUCUAAGUUAAUCAUUGAUCUUUCUGAUAAUCUAUUAGGUUGCUCCUGUGAUAAUGAAAGUUUUCUUAAAUGGUUAAGGAUAAAUAAAGCUAAUUUUGUAAAUAUUCAGCAAUAUCAGUGCUCGCCUGGACAUAUGAAAUUUUCAUUUGAAAAUUUGGAUCGGUCAAUUUCUAUGUUAGAGAAAAACUGUAGAUCAUUUUUGACAUGGUAUUUAACGGGCUCUGUAUCACUUGCUGUUUGUAUCAGCAUGCUAACCGGGGUUUUACUGGUAAGAAACAGAUGGAAGAUCCGUUAUAUAAUAUACAAAGCCAAACUUAAAUUCCGAGUUAGAGACAAACUGAAUGUUCAAAAUUCCAUAAAUCUAAACUACGAAUACGACGUCUUUCUAUCCUACGCUGGUAUGGAGAGAAAUUUUGUACGAAGAGAGGUCCUACCCCGGCUUGAAAUCAAUGCUGGAUUACGUCUUCUUGUUAGAGACAGGGACUAUCUCCCAGGAUUAUCAAAAGUGGAUUCUAUAAUGACUGGAAUUCAUGAAAGUAAGAAGGUUUUAUGUGUUGUUUCAAAACGAUACUUAAAGUCAAAGUGGCGGGACUAUGAGCUUAACAUGGCUAAAGUGGAGGAAAUCAAGGAUCGUGAAAGCUCAGAUUUUGUCCUUCUUAUCUUGUUACCGGAAGUGUACAAUAGCGGUUAUCCCAGUAAAGUUAUGGACCUUGUAAAGAGAGACUCUUUUAUUGAAUAUCCCGAAGAAUCUUGUGCUCAUGACGACUUUUGGGAGAAACUGGUAAAAAUGUUAAGGAACGAUUAAUCGAAAGAUUUUUGUAUGGAAUACAUUUAUUUUGACUGAUCUGAAAAUUCGCAAAUGUGUACCAAAGCAAUCUUCUUAAAUGUUAAGCAAAUAGUGAUUAUUUCCAAUUCAUCUUAUAUCACUGACCAUCACAAUACAUAUAUGUUUACUGUCCUGCUUCUUUUAAACAAUUCACAAUUAAUAUUUUUAAGUCAUUGAGUCAUUGACAUUUAGAAUUUACACAUUGAUAUAAUUUUCCUUUUAAAAUUAAAAGUAUUUUAAAAGUAUAUUUAUUAUCUGAAACAUGUAGUUAAGUGGUAUGGUGAAGUCAAUGCAUUAUGACUGACAUUUUACCAGCAUAGUAGUAAAACAUCAUGGUCAGUGAAUUAUUGAACGAAGAGAAAUGGCAUACCCAUAAAUUCUGUCAAAUAAAAGAACAACUUUUUUCAGUUUCUGCUGUCAGGGUUGUAAAGAGAAAGGACGGUUGAACUGACAACUGUUACUUCAGGGCAAACUUCCUUUUAUUAGUCAUCUACAAUUGAUUUUGGUAUAUCUACGGAUAGUUUAGUCAUCUACAAUUGAUUUUGGUUUAUCUACGGAUAGUUUAGUCAUCUACAAUUGAUUUUGGUUUAUCUACUGAUAAUUUUUUAGGUAAUCGUAAUCAUAAGUAGCAAAAUCCUGUUCCUUGUUAAACUUCUGGAGUAUAUAAAAAUAGAAAUAAUAA